AUGGGGAUGGCUGCAGAGUCACAGUUUCAUGUGUUGGCUGUUGAUGACAGCAUCAUAGAUAGGAAACUCAUUGAGAGACUCCUCAGAACCUCUUCCUACCAAGUUACUACAGUUGAUUCUGGUAGCAAGGCUUUGGAGUUUCUGGGGUUGCGUGAGAAUGAUGAGAGCAACCCAAGUACACCAUCUGUUUCUCCCAACAAUCAUCAGGAGGUGGAGGUGAAUCUUGUUAUUACAGAUUACUGUAUGCCUGGCAUGACAGGGUAUGACUUGCUUAAGAAAAUCAAGGAAUCUUCAUCUUUGAGAAACAUACCAGUGGUGAUUAUGUCAUCUGAGAAUGUGCCUUCAAGGAUUAGCAGAUGCCUGGAGGAAGGAGCAGAAGAAUUUUUCUUGAAGCCUGUGAGGCAGGCAGAUUUGAACAAGCUUAAACCCCACAUGAAGAAGACCAAAUUGAAAGAUCAAAAGCAGGGAACAGCAGAAAAGCUUGAAAACUCAGAAGUUCUACAGAAACAGGCACAACAAAUCAUCCAAAAUGACCACCAACAAGAACCAAAACCCCAAGAUCCUCAGCCAGAGUCAGAGUCACAUCCACAACCAAUUAUAGAACAACAGCAACAGUCACUACAACAAGCCAACAGUAACAAGAGGAAGACCAUGGAACAGGGGCUUACACCUGAGACUGACAGAACAAGACCAAGAUACAGUGGCAUAGCCACUGUGGUAUGA
This is a messenger RNA of Sphenostylis stenocarpa, 723 nucleotides long. Lineage: Eukaryota; Viridiplantae; Streptophyta; Magnoliopsida; Fabales; Fabaceae. The record is from the annotation of a GenBank genome assembly.